Capronia epimyces CBS 606.96 is the source of this 864-nucleotide messenger RNA. RefSeq lists its product as uncharacterized. The coding region runs from base 1 to 864 and encodes 287 amino acids. NCBI's taxonomy places the organism in Eukaryota, Fungi, Ascomycota, Eurotiomycetes, Chaetothyriales, Herpotrichiellaceae. The transcript is spliced from 4 exons. The record is from RefSeq and is a predicted model, not a curated record.
AUGGUCGGAACGGCAGAUCCAUAUUAUAACCGCAAGCCCAUCCCUGAUGACCUGAUCAAAGACGUCGGUCUCACUGGUCUCGCGCCGCAAGACGAGUACUGGAAUCGUGAACGAAAAUACAGUCUUAAUGGAGCAGAUGUGAGGCGCUUCAGCAGCAGCCAAAAGGGUGGUCUGGAACCACUUCACGAUCCGUACUAUAGUCGGAAGCGGCUGUCAAAGGCUGAGAUUGAGGGUGUCGGACAGACCGGUCUAACACAAGAUGAGGAGUACCAGAACCGACAACGGAAGUACAGCGUCAACGGCGUGGAUGUCAGAAAGUUCAGCACAAGCAGGAAGGGAGGCUUGGAGCCUCAAGACGACCCAUACUAUUCACGGAAACGGGUGUCAAAAGCCGAGAUUACUGGGGUCGGCGAGACUGGCAUGACCCCUGCCGAGCAGUUCGAGGUUCGCGAACGGAAGCAAUCGCUCUUCCAGCUCUCAGGUGAUCCUUUCGACCUAGUUGCCGGCCGCCACCGACGAUCGGUGUCUGGAGUUGCAAGCGGAGCGUCCGACGCAGCCACUCGACGUCGCAGCUCGGCUGUAGCCCCGGACGUCGUGGCAGCUAUGGCCUCACACAGCGGCUAUCACGGUGAUAAGCUCGCUCCGAUCGAAAGCAAACCCGAGGUGCCACCUGAGAGCUUUGGCAGCACCGGCCUCAGCGACAAUGCUACCAGUAGCCACUCGACCCUUGAUCAAGACUCUGGAGCUCCUCGCAGUGGCACUGGAGGAGGACAUACCAAAUACUAUGACGCCGCCACAACAGGGCACAAUCAUCGAGUCCAUAAUGACGAAUCAGAGAGCGUUGCACCUGAUGAGGUGAGGUGA